This is a messenger RNA of Cryphonectria parasitica EP155, 819 nucleotides long. RefSeq names its product NAD(P)-binding protein. Lineage: Eukaryota; Fungi; Ascomycota; Sordariomycetes; Diaporthales; Cryphonectriaceae. The transcript has 2 exons. Gene Ontology annotation, molecular function: oxidoreductase activity, acting on the CH-OH group of donors, NAD or NADP as acceptor. The coding region runs from base 1 to 819 and encodes 272 amino acids. The record is from RefSeq and is a predicted model, not a curated record.
AUGUCUUUGGCGCCAUGGAGGCUGCUCCGAGGCAAAACCGCCUGCAUCACAGGCGGCACUACCGGGAUCGGACGGGCCAUCACUCUCGAGUAUAUCCGGCAGGGUGCCAAUGUAGCAGUCAACCACUUAGGUCUUCCCAAAGAUGAACAUCAUAAGCAGAGCUUGCUGAGCGAGGCACAAGAGCUUAAGCGUCGCAGCACCGAGGAAGCACCUGUUGGGGAAAUACUGGAGAUUGCUGGUGAUACCACCAACCCGGAAACAGGCAAAGCGCUUGUGGGCGCCGCUGUGAAACGAUGGGGAAAACUCGAUGUCUUUGUCGCCAAUGCUGGGAUAUUCAAGGCAGCCGAGUUUCUUAGCCUAGACAAGCAGCUCUUCGACAGAACGGUCCAGGUCAAUGUGAACGGUGCCUUUUACUCCUGCCAAGCAGCGGCGCAGCAGAUGGUCAAGCAGGGCCAUGGUGGAGCCAUCAUUGGCAUUUCUUCCAUCAGCGCCUUGGUAGGAGGGGGCCUGCAGACUCACUACACGCCGACAAAAGCUGCUGUCUCGUCUAUGAUACAGUCCAUGGCGAUUGCGCUGGCAAAGGACAAGAUUAGAUGCAACGCCCUGCUCCCCGGAACUAUUCACACGCAGCUCGCAGAAGAUGAUAUGCAAAACGAGGUGAAACGGACCUAUCUUGAGCAGCGUAUUCCCAUGGGCCGUGUGGGAAAGCCGCAAGAUUUGGCGGGGCCUGCUGUCUUCUUAGCUUGCGAGGAACUGAGCGGAUAUAUGACCGGCUCACAGGUCCUAGUAGAUGGCGGUAUGUUUGUCCAUUUGCAGUAA